Punica granatum (pomegranate) is the source of this 2143-nucleotide messenger RNA. NCBI's taxonomy places the organism in Eukaryota, Viridiplantae, Streptophyta, Magnoliopsida, Myrtales, Lythraceae. The record is from RefSeq and is a predicted model, not a curated record.
UCUGGCUCCGUCCCUGCUUGUCGCCUCGCCUCUCCGUGCUCUCUGUCCAUUUUACAAAGUUCACCCCGUAGAAAACAAAGAGACAGAUCGAGGGGACACGAACCUAGGAAUUGAACCUUCCCAUAUAGAAACUGAAAAUGGCGAAUUGUUGCAGCCAUGUCAUUUCGUUUGUGUUCCUUCCCACUCUUCUUCUACUUCUCAUAUUCUUCUGCCUCUUCAGUACGACUCCAUUUGUGAGCCACAAACAGUUUUUCACCAUAACUCUCCCUUCUUCUUCUUCUUCUUCUUCUUCCUCGCUUUUGCGCCACGGGAUUGCCCGACUCAGCUCCUCACGUAUAUCACCAUCGCCAGCACCAGCACCCUCUCCCAUUACUGGCCUGAAAACUCAGCCAUCCAAUGAUAAUGUAGACCGACUGGGAAAGGUUACGAACACGAAGAAGGGAAGGAUUGCUGGCAGUCUGGAAAGGAUCGAGGCUGAUUUAGCAGAAGCCCGUGCAGCCAUUCGCAGAGCAGUUCGCACCCGAAAUUAUACCUCCGAUAGGGAGGAAACCUAUGUUCCGAGGGGAUCCGUUUACCGGAAUCAAUAUGCCUUUCAUCAGAGUCACAUAGAGAUGGUGAAGAGGUUUAAGAUAUGGGCCUACAAGGAGGGGGAGAGGCCGCUGGUGCACUCUGGGCCCAUGAAGCACAUUUACGGCAUUGAGGGGCAGUUCAUUGACGAGAUUGAAUUGGGCCAGAGCCCAUUCCUGGCCCAGAGCCCAGACAAGGCCCACGCGUACUUCGUGCCCGUCAGCGUGACCAACAUUGUCGAGUACAUCUACCUGCCCAUCACCACCUACGACCGCGACCGCCUCGUCCGGAUCGUCACCGACUACAUAAACAUCGUGGCCGACAAGUACCCUUACUGGAACCGCAGCUCCGGCGCCGACCAUUUCAUGGUUUCCUGUCAUGACUGGGCCCCGGAGGUUUCUCAUGACGACCCGGAGCUGUACAAGUACUUCAUAAGAGUGCUAUGCAAUGCGAACACCACCGAAAAAUUCAAGCCCAGCCGAGACGUCGCGUUGCCUGAGAUGAACAUAGGCGCGCUAACCCUCGUCCCACCUCUUCCGAGCAACAAGUCCUCUGGUGAACGUCCUAUCCUGGCCUUCUUCGCCGGCGGGGCACACGGGGAGAUCCGAAAAGCUUUGCUUGACCAUUGGAAGGACAGAGACGGGGAGCUUCAGGUCCACGAGUACCUCCCGAAGGGCCAAGACUAUUUCGGGCUCAUGGGCCAGGCCAAGUUCUGCCUGUGCCCCAGCGGGUACGAGGUGGCAAGCCCAAGGUUGGUCGAGGCGAUCCAGGUCGGGUGCGUCCCCGUCAUCAUCUCAGACCACUACUCACUGCCAUUCAACGAGGUCUUAGACUGGAGCAAGUUCUCGGUACAGAUACCAGUGCAGAAUAUCACCGAUAUCAAGACCAUCCUAAAGAGCGUACCGGACCGCGAGUACGGGAAGAUGCUGAGGAGAGUGAGCACAGUCAGGAGACAUUUUAUUCUAAACCGACCGGCGAAGCCGUUCGAUGUGCUACACAUGGUGCUGCACUCUAUUUGGCUAAGAAGGCUUAACAUCAGGCUACCAGUACCAUCUUAAGUUGGUUCGAGUUCCAAGUCCACACGACACCUGACUCCUCCUGGCAUGUAACUAAUGCCGCAAGCUUGAGAUUGCACAAUGCAACAUAUAUAGUCGAUUAAUUUACUACAGAGCACUGCCCCUCGCCGGGCCAUGCAUACGGUCUUGACUCUUGGGCCUCUUGGCCAAGGUUUUAUUCACUUCAAUAUCGAACUAUUUUUUGAUAGGCCUUCGAUUUUGAGUCUUCGAUGUUGGCUCGACAACAACAUAAUGACAGCUGAACAUGCGAUAACCCCCGUCUUAGACUCGUGCCCCGUAUUGUACACAGACGGAUGCGACGCGCCCCGUAUUCGGAUCGGCAUCGCCUGCUGUUUUUGUUAUCGUAAGUCAGUUACAGGGCUGCAACUUUUUGGCCCAUUUGAGACAGGCCCGAUGAAAAUCUCGAACGAUUGGGAUGCUGCCUCGCCACGAUAGUAAAGAAACUGUGUUUGUUAAUUGUUCGUGUCUCUCUGUGUUUUUUUUUUUUUUUUGGAUGGAAA